AUGUCGAAACGUACAGCUGAAGAUAGCGGUAAUGGCAGCAAUCAACCGCCGAUUAAGAAGGUUCACUUUGAACCGCACCUAAUAGGUCCAGUGUCCACGCUGGAAGAAAUGGACAUAAAAGUCCUACAAUUCCAGAACAAAAAGUUAGCUCAGAGAAUAGAACAACGCCAUAGGUGUGAGGCUGAGCUACGAGCUAGGAUAGAACAGUUAGAGAAGCGCCAGACCCAGGAUGAUGCUGUAUUAUGUGUUGUCAACAGAUACUGGAAUUUAUUAAAUGAAGAUAUUAGAGUAUUGUUGCAAAGGUUUGAUGCAGAAACAGCUGAUGAAUCUGAGAACAAAAAUGAGAAUGAAGCAACCACAUCCUUUCUUAUGCAAUUAUCAACUUGGGAUAAAGAAGAACUGGAUGCUCAACUGGCAAACAGAGUACAAGUGAGCAAAAGAGCAGUAGCGAAAGUGUUACAGGCUUUUGACAGGCUGCAGCAGAGAAAUGAUAAAAUAUGGAGGGCAAUAAAAGGAGAAGGUGACGAAGGUGCCCCAGCUCCGUCCCUUGAUGAAACAAUAAGGGCAACAAAUGAGGAAGUUACUGCAGAGAACCGUCGGCUCCAAGCCCUCAGUACCACAUUACAUGAGAGCCAUCAUACCAUGACAUUGAGAGUUGCCCAGUUACAGGACGCAGUCAACAGCCGGGAUACUGAGAAUGCCGAGUUGAAGAACCAGAUUGAUGACCUGCAAUAUGAGUUAAUGAAGAUUCGUUCCCGAAAUGAUAAGCUAGAGAAUCACUUAGCAGAAGCAAUUGAGAAAUUAAAGAGCUACCAUCAAUCAGGCACAACAGCCACUACUACUUGUGCUCCCACACCCCAUUCAGCGUUGGCUAAUGCCAAGCUGGAAGAUAUAGCAGCAGAACUAGAAGAGCAGAGGGAAUUAGCUAAUAAUAGACUGGCGGAACUGGACAGGUUACAUAGACAACAUCGGGAUACAUUGAAGGAAUUGGAGAAAUUGAAAAUGGAUAUACGCCAAUUGCCAGAAUCUGUGAUAGUAGAGACGACAGAGUAUAAAUGUCUUCAGAGUCAAUUCUCUGUACUCUACAAUGAGUCGAUGCAAAUGAAGACUGCGUUGGAUGAAACAAGACUACAACUUCAAAAUGCUAAGAACCUACAUAUGAGACAAAUAGAAAUAAUGGAGAGUGAAGAGUUGGCGAGGCAGAAAGCGUUGAGAGCAGAAAUGAUACAAUUGGAGGAUGUCCUCGGGCAACUCCGGAAAGAGUAUGAGAUGUUACGAAUAGAGUUUGAGCAGAAUCUCGCAGCAAAUGAACAGACAGGACCGAUUAAUAGGGAAAUGAGGCAUUUGAUAACAUCCCUUCAGAAUCAUAAUCAACAAUUAAAGGGCGAAGUACAUAGGUAUAAGCGGAAAUAUAAGGAUUCUAGUCAGGAACUAAAUAAGCUCCGUAAAGAGAUGGAAGAGGCCAAUGUUAGGCCACCACCAGACCAACCCGAUGAGAAACCACUCGCUGUUAAGAAGGAAGAGCCAGAUCCCGAGAGUGAAGAGGGCGCCAGUAGCGGUGGCGGCGAGACUAAGCACUCCGUACCGAAGGACCACGGACGAGCUAAGAUACAGGAACAAGAACUCAUUAUUAAGGAUCUCAAACAACAGCUCAAGAAGGCGGUAAACGAGCAGAAAGAGCUGAAGCUCCUCCUGGAUAUGUACAAAGGAGUGAGCAAAGAGCAGAGGGACAAAGUGCAAUUAAUGGCAGCAGAACGAAAAGCCAGACAGGAAUUGGAAGACCAUAGGCAGAAAGCUAAAAUGGCACAGGAAAGUAAAAGGGAGCGCCGUAUGGCAGACGAAGACGCGCUGCGGAAGAUCAAACAGCUGGAAGAGCAGAAGUACGAACUCCAGAAGCAGCUCUCUUGCGCCCGGCCUAAUGCAGAUCCCUUGCAUGGCUUCACCAGGCCUUUUGCUGGAUCACAGGAAGAAGAAGCCCUACUCAAUGAGAUGGAGGUGACGGGUCAGGCUUUCGAAGACAUGCAAGAACAGAACUCCAGACUUAUCCAGCAGUUGAGGGAGAAGGACGAUGCCAACUUCAAACUGAUGUCGGAGAGAAUUAAGGCCAAUUCUCUGCAUAAAUUACUUCGGGAAGAGAAACAGCUUUUGCAGGAACAGGUUGUCACCCGUGACCAGCAAAUAGAGUCCAUGGGUCUGGUCGCCCGAAGGUUAGAAGAGAAAGAGAGAUUGCUCCAAGCAACUCUAUCGGCCGUGGAGAAGGAACUGCUUCUUCGGCAGCAGGCGAUGGAAAUGCACAAGCGGAAAGCCAUUGAGUCCGCUCAAUCCGCUGCUGAUCUCAAAUUGCAUCUUGAAAAGUACCACGCACAAAUGAAGGAGGCGCAACAAGUGGUCGCCGAAAAGACGAGCGCGCUCGAAGCAGAAGCGUACAAAACAAAAAGACUUCAUGAGGAGUUAGCCAUACUCCGUCGAAAGGCAGAGAGAAUGAAAAAGAUGGAGCAGGCUGGUAGCAGUAUGGAUGAAGUGCUUCUAGAAGAAAUACGCGAAUAUAAGGAGACCCUUACUUGCCCCUCUUGCAAGGUAAAACGCAAGGACGCCGUGUUAACGAAAUGUUUCCACGUCUUUUGCUGGGAUUGUCUGCGGACGCGCUACGAGACGCGACAAAGGAAAUGUCCAAAAUGCAACGCCGCCUUUGGAGCCAACGACUACCACAGAUUAUAUCUAUCGACGUAG
Pieris macdunnoughi is the source of this 2730-nucleotide messenger RNA. The record is from the annotation of a GenBank genome assembly. Lineage: Eukaryota; Metazoa; Arthropoda; Insecta; Lepidoptera; Pieridae.